Messenger RNA from Periophthalmus magnuspinnatus, 1065 nucleotides. Its product is annotated as ethanolaminephosphotransferase 1-like. NCBI's taxonomy places the organism in Eukaryota, Metazoa, Chordata, Actinopteri, Gobiiformes, Gobiidae. Gene Ontology annotation, cellular component: Golgi apparatus; endoplasmic reticulum membrane. Gene Ontology annotation, molecular function: ethanolaminephosphotransferase activity. Gene Ontology annotation, biological process: phosphatidylethanolamine biosynthetic process. The record is from RefSeq and is a predicted model, not a curated record.
AUGGAAGCUUACAGCGCAGUGGACACAAACCCUCUGUCUGUUUACGUCAUGCACCCGUUCUGGAACUUUGUAGUGAAGUUUUUACCCACAUGGCUGGCUCCAAACCUCAUCACUUUCACCGGGUUCAUGCUCCUCGUCCUCAACUUCGUCAUGUUGUCGUACUUUGACUUUGAUUUCACAGCAUCUUCUGCCGGACAUGUGCACGUUCCCAGCUUGGUCUGGGUGGCUGCAGAUUUUAACUUCUUGGCCUACACUCUGGAUGGCGUAGAUGGAAAACAAGCGCGACGAACCAACUCCUCCACGCCACUAGGGGAGCUGUUCGACCACGGCCUGGACAGCUGGACGUGCGUGUUCUUCGUGGCGACGGUCUACUCCAUAUUUGGGCGUGGCGAUAGCGGAGUGGGCGUGGUCACUCUGUACUACAUCCUCUGGGUGGUGCUGUUCUCCUUUAUUCUGUCCCAUUGGGAAAAGUACAACACCGGAAUGUUUCUGCCCUGGGGCUACGACAUGAGCCUCGUGACGAUCUCGCUGGUGUACCUGGUGACUGCAGUGGUCGGCGUGGAAACGUGGUACCAGCCCAUGCUGUUUCACUUCCUGUACAGAGACCUCUUCACCUUCAUGAUCAUUGCCUGCUCCUUCACUGUGACACUGCCCAUGAGCCUCUAUAAUAUCGUCAAAGCUUACAGAAACGACACACUCAAACACAGCAGUUUGUACGAGGCCCUGCUGCCCUUCCUCUCUCCAGUCCUCCUCUUCCUCCUCUCCACCAUCUGGGUGGUCUUCUCUCCAUCCAACGUCCUGGACCUGCAGCCCAGGGUCUUCUACCUCAUGGUGGGCACAGCCUUCGCCAACCUCACAUGUAAGCUGAUCGUGUGUCAGAUGAGUAACACGCGGUGCCAGCCUCUGAACUGGAUGCUGUUUCCCAUGACGACGGUGGUGCUGGUGGCCGUGACGGGGGUUUACCAGAACGAGACCCUGCUCCUGUUUCUAUGGACCACCGUUGUCAUCCUGUCGCACAUACACUACGGAGUCUCUGUGUUGUCCAGGUCCAUAGCAAAAGUUUAA